Messenger RNA from Phascolarctos cinereus (koala), 2195 nucleotides. RefSeq names its product lipase I (gene LIPI). Gene Ontology annotation, molecular function: glycerophospholipase activity. Gene Ontology annotation, biological process: lipid catabolic process. The record is from RefSeq and is a predicted model, not a curated record. NCBI's taxonomy places the organism in Eukaryota, Metazoa, Chordata, Mammalia, Diprotodontia, Phascolarctidae.
CCACUCACUUUGCCUUUUUGAGAGAAAUGUGACUCUCAUGCCAGGGAAGAAGGUUGAUCCAUGAAGGAACAUUUUUCCUUUAUGAAACUGGAUGCUUAUUUUACUUUUCACCAAUUCCAAAUGUUGAAGUUAUACAUCUUGCUCAGUCUGAUGUGCUGGACGAGUUCUGGUAAAGGAACAGGAUGCCUUAAGUUCAGUGAUCUGAGUUUAGGAGAUGCCUUCAUUGAUUUGUUUAAGCCAAGACUAAAAUCAACAAUGAUAAUGUACACAAAACCACUCACUAAUUGUGGGGAACCUGUGUUUGAACAGAAUCACAUACUCAAUUCUAAUUUCAACGUAACUAAGAAAACUGUCUGGAUUAUUCAUGGAUACAGACCAACAGGCUCACCCCCGAGCUGGCUUUUCACCUUUCUUGAACGUUUGUUGAAAAAAGAAGAUGUGAAUGUAAUUGUAGUAGACUGGAACCGGGGUGCUACAACUUUGAUUUAUCAAAGAGCUGUUCAAAACACCAGAAAAGUUGCCGUAUUUUUAAAGGAACGUAUUGAUAAAAUGUUGACAUUUGGAGCUUCUCUUGACUCAUUUCAUUUUAUAGGAAUGAGCCUCGGGGCUCAUAUAAGUGGAUUUGUUGGACAAAUGUUUAAUGGCCAACUGGGAAGAAUUACAGGUCUUGAUCCUGCAGGUCCAUUUUUUUCUGGGAAACCACCACAUAAGAGAUUAGAUUAUACUGAUGCACAGUUUGUUGAUGUCAUCCAUUCUGAUAGCAAUGCUCUUGGAAUCAAGCAACCUUUGGGACACAUAGAUUUUUAUCCAAAUGGAGGAAAAACUCAACCUGGCUGCCCAAAAUCAAUAUUUUCAGGAGCUUCAUUUAUUAAAUGUGAUCACCAAAGAGCUGUUCACUUAUUCAUGACAUCCUUGGAAGCAAAAUGUGAUUUAACUGCAUAUCCUUGCCAUUCACACAAAGAUUAUAGGAAUGGUAAAUGUACCAUUUGUGAAGGGUUUAAACCAACAUCAUGUCCCAAACUAGUGUAUCAUUAUAUUCUUGAUAUUGUUAUUUUGGAGAAUGUUACAAGGGGAGGUUAUAUGAAAAUAAAAUUAAUAGAUAUAUAUGGGAAAGUGGAAGAAUCAAAAAUCAAAAGUUUCAUGACAACACAUCCUAUCUACGAAGAAGUCAGUAUUCUUGCUGGAUUUUACUAUGACUUUAAAGAUAUUUCAAAAAUCGUUUUGACAUAUUCUCAAAAGAAUUCAAAACUUAAGUAUCCUAAACACAAACACAAGAUUCACCAUAUCAAAUUAAGAUCACUUACAAAUCCAGAAAGACCACAGCUUUGCAAGUAUGAUUUUGAACUGAAAGAAAAUGUGGAAACAACACUCAAACCACAUUGCUGUACUCCAACAGACAUACAGAGAAAGUGAUAUUUCACAAUAAAUAUGGAAAUAUUGGACUUUAUAUUUAUUGACAAAUUAUGGUGAUGGGGAUGUAUAGUAAUCCUUGGCCUGUCCUGAGAUUUCCGUUUCCAGAAAGAAUCAUUCGAUAUGAAAUUAAAAUGAUCCUCUAUUUUGGAGAAACAUUGGGAAGUCAAUGGAGAAAAUAAUAAAACAAAAUGGAGUUUCUGAGGAUAGCAUGUUAUUAUUUAACUCACUUUUAUAUUAUGUAUUCCACAAUUAAAUAUUGUUAAUAAAUAAAAAUAUAUUUGAAUAAGGAAUGGAGAUCUUCAGAGUUCCCUCUGAGAGAAUUCAUUAUGUUGUCUAAAUGAUUCCCAGGCAUUUUUAGUAUCCUAUUGUGGUAGAAUAAAUUAUUGUUGUUGUUAAUAAUACAUUUGGAUAGUUUUAAGGUUUAAAAAGCACAUUAUUUUUUAUUCCAAGAUUCUGAUUCUGUGAAGCCAUUGGAAUGAAGAUUACUAUAAUACCAAAAAUACUAGAGGGGGCUACAUGUUGGUUGAGUAGGAAUAGCUAAACAUAUUACAAUUAAAAAAAUAUAAAUGUAACUGAAAAUAAAAUGAUUGAUUUGAAGAAUUCAAAGACAUGGUAGGAAAUAUGAAAUGAUAUAUAACAAGGAAAAUAAUAUCAAUGUAAUACAAUGGAAAGGGCACUAAAUUUGGAGGUAGGGAACCUGGGCUUACCUCCCAGGUCUGCCACUUCCUUUAUAUUCUCUGGACCUCAGCUUUCUCAUCAAUAAAACAAGGUAGUUUGAUUAA